This is a messenger RNA of Onychostoma macrolepis, 15768 nucleotides long. Its product is annotated as mucin-17-like. Gene Ontology annotation, cellular component: extracellular matrix. The coding region runs from base 1 to 15768 and encodes 5255 amino acids. NCBI's taxonomy places the organism in Eukaryota, Metazoa, Chordata, Actinopteri, Cypriniformes, Cyprinidae. The transcript has 12 exons. The record is from RefSeq and is a predicted model, not a curated record. Gene Ontology annotation, molecular function: protein binding.
AUGUCUUCAACAUCAUCAGUUGAAACAUCAACACUGUCCUUAUCCACGACAGGAAACAAAACACCAGAAGCUGAAAGCUCUACAGAGGCACAAAGUACAAGCAGGUUAACAACAUCAGAAACCUCAAUUGCACCCAUUACAAAAACCCUUGCAACGAUCACUGGUAAAGCGUGGACAACACUUCAGACUACUGGUGAACAAACCACCGAGAUUAAAUUUACCACAUCUCAAAUACCUUUGUCCACCACCACCAGGCCACCAAAAGUGGGGACGACUGGCCUAACAAGCCAACCAACGACUACAGCAACAACCACUUUAGAAGAGAUAACAGGCACAUCAUCUGAAACAUCUACAAGCACAGCCCUGCCAGUGUCACAAACUUCAUUGCCAGUCGUUACAUCCACACAGUCAAACACGUUGACAAAGACAACUGCAGUACCAGUUACUACCCUUGUGUACACAACAGUGAGUGUAGAAUCAUCCACUGGGUCUGAGGUUACCACUCAGGGUCUUUCUUCAACAACAAAACCAAUCAAAGCUGAAACUACUUUUUCAACCACCACACCAGCCAUCCCAUCCACUACUCUCCUUGUCGAGGAAGAAAGCACAACUGCCCAACCAUCUACAGAAUCAUCAGCUCCAAGUGUAGUCUCCACAACUUCAAAAUCAUCUACAGCUACUCAAACCACUGGACAACCAACAACAACUGAGACUGUAACUGAGAAUGAACUGACCACAGCUCAGACACCUUUGUCCACCACCACCAGGCCACCAAAAGUGGGGACGACUGGCCUAACAAGCCAACCAACGACUACAGCAACAACCACUUUAGAAGAGGUAACAGGCACAUCAUCUGAAACAUCAACAUCUACAAGCACAGCCCUGCCAGUGUCACAAACUUCAUUGCCAGUCGUUACAUCCACACAGCCAACAACACAGACAAAAACAACUGCUGUACCAGUUACUACCCUUGUGUACACAACAGUGAGUGUAGAAUCAUCCACUGGGUCUGAGGUUACCACUCAGGGUCUUUCUUCAACAACAAAACCAAUCAAAGCUGAAACUACUUUUUCAACCACCACACCAGCCAUCCCAUCCACUACUCUCCUUGUCGAGGAAGAAAGCACAACUGCCCAACCAUCUACAGAAUCAUCAGCUCCAAGUGUAGUCUCCACAACUUCAAAAUCAUCUACAGCUACUCAAACCACUGGACAACCAACAACAACUGAGACUGUAACUGAGAAUGAACUGACCACAGCUCAGACACCUUUGUCCACCACCACCAGGCCACCAAAAGUGGGGACGACUGGCCUAACAAGCCAACCAACGACUACAGCAACAACCACUUUAGAAGAGGUAACAGGCACAUCAUCUGAAACAUCAACAUCUACAAGCACAGCCCUGCCAGUGUCACAAACUUCAUUGCCAGUCGUUACAUCCACACAGCCAACAACACAGACAAAAACAACUGCUGUACCACUCACUACCGUUGUGUCCACAACAGUGAGCGUAGAAUCAUCCACUGGGUCUGAGGUUACCACUCAGGGUCUUUCUUCAACAACAAAACCUCUCAAAGCUGAAACAACUCUUUCAACCAGUACACCAGCCAUCCCAUCCACUACUCUCCUUGUCGAGGAAGAAAGCACAACUGCCCAACCAUCUACAGAAUCAUCAGCUCCAAGUGUAGUCUCCACAACUUCAAAAUCAUCUACAGCUACUCAAACAAAUGGACAACCAACCACAACUGAGACUGUAACUGAAAAUGAAUUGACCACAGCUAAGACACCUUUGUCCACCACCACCAGGCCACCAAAAGUGGGGACGACUGGCCUAACAAUCCAACCAACGACUACAGCAACAACCACUUUAGAAGAGGUAACAGGCACAUCAUCUGAAACAUCAACAUCUACAAGCACAGCCCUGCCAGUGUCGCAAACUUCAUUGCCAGUCGUUACAUCCACACAGCCAACAACACAGACAAAAACAACUGCUGUACCAGUCACUACCGUUGUGUCCACAACAGUGAGUGUAGAAUCAUCCACUGGGUCUGAGGUUACCACUCAGGGUCUUUCUUCAACAACAAAACCUCUCAAAGCUGAAACAACUCUUUCAACCAGCACACCAGCCAUCCCAUCCACUACUCUCAUUGUAGAGGAAGGAAGCACCACUGUCCAACCAUCUACUGAAUCAUCAGCUCCAAGUAUAGUCUCCACAACUUCAAAAUCAUCUACAGCUACUCAAACAACUGGACAACCAACCACAACUGAGACUGUAACUGAGAAUGAAUUGACCACAGCUCAGACACCUUUGUCCACCACCACCAGGCCACCAAAAGUGGGGACGACUGGCCUAACAAGCCAAACAACGACUACAGCAACAACCACUUUAGAAGAGGUAACAGGCACAUCAUCUGAAACAUCAACAUCUACAAGCACAGCCCUGCCAGUGUCGCAAACUUCUUUGCUAGUCGUUACAUCCACACAGCCAACAACACAGACAAAAACAACUGCUGUACCAGUCACUACCGUUGUUUCCACAACAGUGAGUGUAGAAUCAUCCACUGGGUCUGAGGUUACCACUCAGGGUCUUUCUUCAACAACAAAACCUCUCAAAGCUGAAACAACUCUUUCAACCAGCACACCAGCCAUCCCAUCCACUACUCUCAUUGUAGAGGAAGGAAGCACCACUGUCCAACCAUCUACAGAAUCAUCAGCUCCAAGUAUAGUCUCCACAACUUCAAAAUCAUCUACAGCUACUCAAACAACUGGACAACCAACCACAACUGAGACUGUAACUGAGAAUGAAUUGACCACAGCUCAGACACCUUUGUCCACCACCACCAGGCCACCAAAAGUGGGGACGACUGGCCUAACAAGCCAACCAACGACGACACCAACAACUACUUUAGAAGAGGUAACAGGCACAUCCUCUGAAACAUCAACAUCUACAAGGACAGCCCUGCCAGUGUCGCAAACUUCAUUGCCAGUCGUUACAUCCACACAGCCAACAACACAGACAAAAACAACUGCUGUACCAGUCACUACCGUUGUGUCCACAACAGUGAGUGUAGAAUCAUCCACUGGGUCUGAGGUUACCACUCAGGGUCUUUCUUCAACAACAAAACCUCUCAAAGCUGAAACAACUCUUUCAACCAGCACACCAGCCAUCCCAUCCACUACUCUCAUUGUAGAGGAAGGAAGCACCACUGUCCAACCAUCUACAGAAUCAUCAGCUCCAAGUGUAUUCUCCACAACUUCAAAAUCAUCUACAGCUACUCAAACAACUGGACAACCAACAACAACUGAGACUGUAACUGAGAAUGAAUUGACCACAGCUCAGACACCUUUGUCCACCACCACCAGGCCACCAAAAGUGGGGACGACUGGCCUAACAAGCCAACCAACGACUACAGCAACAACCACUUUAGAAGAGGUAACAGGCACAUCAUCUGAAACAUCAACAUCUACAAGCACAGCCCUGCCAGUGUCGCAAACUUCAUUGCCAGUCGUUACAUCCACACAGCCAACAACACAGACAAAAACAACUGCUGUACCAGUCACUACCGUUGUGUCCACAACAGUGAGUGUAGAAUCAUCCACUGGGUCUGAGGUUACCACUCAGGGUCUUUCUUCAACAACAAAACCUCUCAAAGCUGAAACAACUCUUUCAACCAGCACACCAGCCAUCCCAUCCACUACUCUCAUUGUAGAGGAAGGAAGCACCACUGUCCAACCAUCUACAGAAUCAUCAGCUCCAAGUAUAGUCUCUACAACUUCAAAAUCAUCUACAGCUACUCAAACAACUGGACAACCAACCACAACUGAGACUGUAACUGAGAAUGAAUUGACCACAGCUCAGACACCUUUGUCCACCACCACCAGGCCACCAAAAGUGGGGACGACUGGCCUAACAAGCCAACCAACGACUACAGCAACAACCACUUUAGAAGAGGUAACAGGCACAUCAUCUGAAACAUCAACAUCUACAAGCACAGCCCUGCCAGUGUCGCAAACUUCAUUGCCAGUCGUUAGAUCCACACAGCCAACAACACAGACAAAAACAACUGCUGUACCAGUCACUACCGUUGUGUCCACAACAGUGAGUGUAGAAUCAUCCACUGGGUCUGAGGUUACCACUCAGGGUCUUUCUUCAACAACAAAACCUCUCAAAGCUGAAACAACUCUUUCAACCAGCACACCAGCCAUCCCAUCCACUACUCUCAUUGUAGAGGAAGGAAGCACCACUGUCCAACCAUCUACAGAAUCAUCAGCUCCAAGUAUAGUCUCCACAACUUCAAAAUCAUCUACAGCUACUCAAACAACUGGACAACCAACCACAACUGAGACUGUAACUGAGAAUGAAUUGACCACAGCUCAGACACCUUUGUCCACCACCACCAGGCCACCAAAAGUGGGGACGACUGGCCUAACAAGCCAACCAACGACUACAGCAACAACCACUUUAGAAGAGGUAACAGGCACAUCAUCUGAAACAUCAACAUCUACAAGCACAGCCCUGCCAGUGUCGCAAACUUCAUUGCCAGUCGUUAGAUCCACACAGCCAACAACACAGACAAAAACAACUGCUGUACCAGUCACUACCGUUGUGUCCACAACAGUGAGUGUAGAAUCAUCCACUGGGUCUGAGGUUACCACUCAGGGUCUUUCUUCAACAACAAAACCUCUCAAAGCUGAAACAACUCUUUCAACCACCACACCAGCCAUCCCAUCCACUACUCUCAUUGUAGAGGAAGGAAGCACCACUGUCCAACCAUCUACAGAAUCAUCAGCUCCAAGUGUAGUCUCCACAACUUCAAAAUCAUCUACAGCUACUCAAACAACUGGACAACCAACCACAACUGAGACUGUAACUGACAAUGAAUUGACCACAGCUCAGACACCUUUGUCCACCACCACCAGGCCACCAAAAGUGGGGACGACUGGCCUAACAAGCCAACCAAUGACUACAGCAACAACCACUUUAGAAGAGGUAACAGGCACAUCAUCUGAAACAUCAACAUCUACAAGCACAGCCCUGCCAGUGUCGCAAACUUCAUUGCCAGUCGUUACAUCCACACAGCCAACAACACAGACAAAAACAACUGCUGUACCAGUCACUACCGUUGUGUCCACAACAGUGAGUGUAGAAUCAUCCACUGGGUCUGAGGUUACCACUCAGAGUCUUUCUUCAACAACAAAACCUCUCAAAGCUGAAACAACUCUUUCAACCAGCACACCAGCCAUCCCAUCCACUACUCUCAUUGUAGAGGAAGGAAGCACCACUGUCCAACCAUCUACAGAAUCAUCAGCUCCAAGUAUAGUCUCCACAACUUCAAAAUCAUCUACAGCUACUCAAACAACUGGACAACCAACCACAACUGAGACUGUAACUGAGAAUGAAUUGACCACAGCUCAGACACCUUUGUCCACCACCACCAGGCCACCAAAAGUGGGGACGACUGGCCUAACAAGCCAACCAACGACUACAGCAACAACCACUUUAGAAGAGGUAACAGGCACAUCAUCUGAAACAUCAACAUCUACAAGCACAGCCCUGCCAGUGUCGCAAACUUCAUUGCCAGUCGUUACAUCCACACAGCCAACAACACAGACAAAAACAACUGCUGUACCAGUCACUACCGUUGUGUCCACAACAGUGAGUGUAGAAUCAUCCACUGGGUCUGAGGUUACCACUCAGGGUCUUUCUUCAACAACAAAACCUCUCAAAGCUGAAACAACUCUUUCAACCACCACACCAGCCAUCCCAUCCACUACUCUCAUUGUAGAGGAAGGAAGCACCACUGUCCAACCAUCUACAGAAUCAUCAGCUCCAAGUAUAGUCUCCACAACUUCAAAAUCAUCUACAGCUACUCAAACAACUGGACAACCAACCACAACUGAGACUGUAACUGACAAUGAAUUGACCACAGCUCAGACACCUUUGUCCACCACCACCAGGCCACCAAAAGUGGGGACGACUGGCCUAACAAGCCAACCAAUGACUACAGCAACAACCACUUUAGAAGAGGUAACAGGCACAUCAUCUGAAACAUCAACAUCUACAAGCACAGCCCUGCCAGUGUCGCAAACUUCAUUGCCAGUCGUUACCUCCACACAGCCAACAACACAGACAAAAACAACUGCUGUACCAGUCACUACCGUUGUGUCCACAACAGUGAGUGUAGAAUCAUCCACUGGGUCUGAGGUUACCACUCAGAGUCUUUCUUCAACAACAAAACCUCUCAAAGCUGAAACAACUCUUUCAACCACCACACCAGCCAUCCCAUCCACUACUCUCAUUGUAGAGGAAGGAAGCACCACUGUCCAACCAUCUACAGAAUCAUCAGCUCCAAGUGUAGUCUCCACCACUUCAAAAUCAUCUACAGCUACUCAAACAACUGGACAACCAACCACAACUGAGACUGUAACUGAGAAUGAAUUGACCACAGCUCAGACACCUUUGUCCACCACCACCAGGCCACCAAAAGUGGGGACGACUGGCCUAACAAGCCAACCAACGACUACAGCAACAACUACUUUAGAAGAGAUAACAGGCACAUCAUCUGAAACAUCAACAUCUACAAGCACAGCCCUGCCAGUGUCGCAAACUUCAUUGCCAGUCGUUACAUCCACACAGCCAACAACACAGACAAAAACAACUGCUGUACCAGUCACUACCGUUGUGUCCACAACAGUGAGUGUAGAAUCAUCCACUGGGUCUGAGGUCACCACUCAGGGUCUUUCUUCAACAACAAAACCUCUCAAAGCUGAAACAACUCUUUCAACCAGCACACCAGCCAUCCCAUCCACUACUCUCAUUGUAGAGGAAGGAAGCACCACUGUCCAACCAUCUACAGAAUCAUCAGCUCCAAGUAUAGUCUCCACAACUUCAAAAUCAUCUACAGCUACUCAAACAACUGGACAACCAACCACAACUGAGACUGUAACUGAGAAUGAAUUGACCACAGCUCAGACACCUUUGUCCACCACCACCAGGCCACCAAAAGUGGGGACGACUGGCCUAACAAGCCAACCAACGACUACAGCAACAACCACUUUAGAAGAGGUAACAGGCACAUCAUCUGAAACAUCAACAUCUACAAGCACAGCCCUGCCAGUGUCGCAAACUUCAUUGCCAGUCGUUACAUCCACACAGCCAACAACACAGACAAAAACAACUGCUGUACCAGUCACUACCGUUGUGUCCACAACAGUGAGUGUAGAAUCAUCCACUGGGUCUGAGGUUACCACUCAGGGUCUUUCUUCAACAACAAAACCUCUGAAAGCUGAAACAACUCUUUCAACCAGCACACCAGCCAUCCCAUCCACUACUCUCAUUGUAGAGGAAGGAAGCACCACUGUCCAACCAUCUACAGAAUCAUCAGCUCCAAGUAUAGUCUCUACAACUUCAAAAUCAUCUACAGCUACUCAAACAACUCGACAACCAAUCACAACUGAGACUGUAACUGAGAAUGAAUUGACCACAGCUCAGACGCCUUUGUCCACCACCACCAGGCCACCAAAAGUGGGGACGACUGGCCUAACAAGCCAACCAACGACUACAGCAACAACCACUUUAGAAGAGGUAACAGGCACAUCAUCUGAAACAUCAACAUCUACAAGCACAGCCCUGCCAGUGUCGCAAACUUCAUUGCCAGUCGUUACCUCCACACAGCCAACAACACAGACAAAAACAACUGCUGUACCAGUCACUACCGUUGUGUCCACAACAGUGAGUGUAGAAUCAUCCACUGGGUCUGAGGUUACCACUCAGAGUCUUUCUUCAACAACAAAACCUCUCAAAGCUGAAACAACUCUUUCAACCACCACACCAGCCAUCCCAUCCACUACUCUCAUUGUAGAGGAAGGAAGCACCACUGUCCAACCAUCUACAGAAUCAUCAGCUCCAAGUGUAGUCUCCACAACUUCAAAAUCAUCUACAGCUACUCAAACAACUGGACAACCAACCACAACUGAGACUGUAACUGAGAAUGAAUUGACCACAGCUCAGACACCUUUGUCCACCACCACCAGGCCACCAAAAGUGGGGACGACUGGCCUAACAAGCCAACCAACGACUACAGCAACAACCACUUUAGAAGAGGUAACAGGCACAUCAUCUGAAACAUCAACAUCUACAAGCACAGCCCUGCCAGUGUCGCAAACUUCAUUGCCAGUCGUUAGAUCCACACAGCCAACAACACAGACAAAAACAACUGCUGUACCAGUCACUACCGUUGUGUCCACAACACUGAAACAACUCUUUCAACCACCACCAGCCAUCCCAUCCACUACUCUCAUUGUAGAGGAAGGAAGCACCACUGUCCAACCAUCUACAGAAUCAUCAGCUCCAAGUAUAGUCUCCACAACUUCAAAAUCAUCUACAGCUACUCAAACAACUGGACAACCAACCACAACUGAGACUGUAACUGACAAUGAAUUGACCACAGCUCAGACACCUUUGUCCACCACCACCAGGCCACCAAAAGUGGGGACGACUGGCCUAACAAGCCAACCAAUGACUACAGCAACAACCACUUUAGAAGAGGUAACAGGCACAUCAUCUGAAACAUCAACAUCUACAAGCACAGCCCUGCCAGUGUCGCAAACUUCAUUGCCAGUCGUUACCUCCACACAGCCAACAACACAGACAAAAACAACUGCUGUACCAGUCACUACCGUUGUGUCCACAACAGUGAGUGUAGAAUCAUCCACUGGGUCUGAGGUUACCACUCAGAGUCUUUCUUCAACAACAAAACCUCUCAAAGCUGAAACAACUCUUUCAACCACCACACCAGCCAUCCCAUCCACUACUCUCAUUGUAGAGGAAGGAAGCACCACUGUCCAACCAUCUACAGAAUCAUCAGCUCCAAGUGUAGUCUCCACCACUUCAAAAUCAUCUACAGCUACUCAAACAACUGGACAACCAACCACAACUGAGACUGUAACUGAGAAUGAAUUGACCACAGCUCAGACACCUUUGUCCACCACCACCAGGCCACCAAAAGUGGGGACGACUGGCCUAACAAGCCAACCAACGACUACAGCAACAACUACUUUAGAAGAGAUAACAGGCACAUCAUCUGAAACAUCAACAUCUACAAGCACAGCCCUGCCAGUGUCGCAAACUUCAUUGCCAGUCGUUACAUCCACACAGCCAACAACACAGACAAAAACAACUGCUGUACCAGUCACUACCGUUGUGUCCACAACAGUGAGUGUAGAAUCAUCCACUGGGUCUGAGGUCACCACUCAGGGUCUUUCUUCAACAACAAAACCUCUCAAAGCUGAAACAACUCUUUCAACCAGCACACCAGCCAUCCCAUCCACUACUCUCAUUGUAGAGGAAGGAAGCACCACUGUCCAACCAUCUACAGAAUCAUCAGCUCCAAGUAUAGUCUCCACAACUUCAAAAUCAUCUACAGCUACUCAAACAACUGGACAACCAACCACAACUGAGACUGUAACUGAAAAUGAAUUGACCACAGCUCAGACACCUUUGUCCACCACCACCAGGCCACCAAAAGUGGGGACGACUGGCCUAACAAGCCAACCAAUGACUACAGCAACAACCACUUUAGAAGAGGUAACAGGCACAUCAUCUGAAACAUCAACAUCUACAAGCACAGCCCUGCCAGUGUCGCAAACUUCAUUGCCAGUCGUUACCUCCACACAGCCAACAACACAGACAAAAACAACUGCUGUACCAGUCACUACCGUUGUGUCCACAACAGUGAGUGUAGAAUCAUCCACUGGGUCUGAGGUUACCACUCAGAGUCUUUCUUCAACAACAAAACCUCUCAAAGCUGAAACAACUCUUUCAACCACCACACCAGCCAUCCCAUCCACUACUCUCAUUGUAGAGGAAGGAAGCACCACUGUCCAACCAUCUACAGAAUCAUCAGCUCCAAGUGUAGUCUCCACCACUUCAAAAUCAUCUACAGCUACUCAAACAACUGGACAACCAACCACAACUGAGACUGUAACUGAGAAUGAAUUGACCACAGCUCAGACACCUUUGUCCACCACCACCAGGCCACCAAAAGUGGGGACGACUGGCCUAACAAGCCAACCAACGACUACAGCAACAACUACUUUAGAAGAGAUAACAGGCACAUCAUCUGAAACAUCAACAUCUACAAGCACAGCCCUGCCAGUGUCGCAAACUUCAUUGCCAGUCGUUACAUCCACACAGCCAACAACACAGACAAAAACAACUGCUGUACCAGUCACUACCGUUGUGUCCACAACAGUGAGUGUAGAAUCAUCCACUGGGUCUGAGGUCACCACUCAGGGUCUUUCUUCAACAACAAAACCUCUCAAAGCUGAAACAACUCUUUCAACCAGCACACCAGCCAUCCCAUCCACUACUCUCAUUGUAGAGGAAGGAAGCACCACUGUCCAACCAUCUACAGAAUCAUCAGCUCCAAGUAUAGUCUCCACCACUUCAAAAUCAUCUACAGCUACUCAAACAACUGGACAACCAACCACAACUGAGACUGUAACUGAGAAUGAAUUGACCACAGCUCAGACACCUUUGUCCACCACCACCAGGCCACCAAAAGUGGGGACGACUGGCCUAACAAGCCAACCAACGACUACAGCAACAACUACUUUAGAAGAGAUAACAGGCACAUCAUCUGAAACAUCAACAUCUACAAGCACAGCCCUGCCAGUGUCGCAAACUUCAUUGCCAGUCGUUACAUCCACACAGCCAACAACACAGACAAAAACAACUGCUGUACCAGUCACUACCGUUGUGUCCACAACAGUGAGUGUAGAAUCAUCCACUGGGUCUGAGGUCACCACUCAGGGUCUUUCUUCAACAACAAAACCUCUCAAAGCUGAAACAACUCUUUCAACCAGCACACCAGCCAUCCCAUCCACUACUCUCAUUGUAGAGGAAGGAAGCACCACUGUCCAACCAUCUACAGAAUCAUCAGCUCCAAGUAUAGUCUCCACAACUUCAAAAUCAUCUACAGCUACUCAAACAACUGGACAACCAACCACAACUGAGACUGUAACUGAGAAUGAAUUGACCACAGCUCAGACACCUUUGUCCACCACCACCAGGCCACCAAAAGUGGGGACGACUGGCCUAACAAGCCAACCAACGACUACAGCAACAACCACUUUAGAAGAGGUAACAGGCACAUCAUCUGAAACAUCAACAUCUACAAGCACAGCCCUGCCAGUGUCACAAACUUCAUUGCCAGUCGUUACAUCCACACAGCCAACAACACAGACAAAAACAACUGCUGUACCAGUCACUACCGUUGUGUCCACAACAGUGAGUGUAGAAUCAUCCACUGGGUCUGAGGUUACCACUCAGGGUCUUUCUUCAACAACAAAACCUCUGAAAGCUGAAACAACUCUUUCAACCAGCACACCAGCCAUCCCAUCCACUACUCUCAUUGUAGAGGAAGGAAGCACCACUGUCCAACCAUCUACAGAAUCAUCAGCUCCAAGUAUAGUCUCUACAACUUCAAAAUCAUCUACAGCUACUCAAACAACUCGACAACCAAUCACAACUGAGACUGUAACUGAGAAUGAAUUGACCACAGCUCAGACACCUUUGUCCACCACCACCAGGCCACCAAAAGUGGGGACGACUGGCCUAACAAGCCAACCAACGACUACAGCAACAACCACUUUAGAAGAGGUAACAGGCACAUCAUCUGAAACAUCAACAUCUACAAGCACAGCCCUGCCAGUGUCGCAAACUUCAUUGCCAGUCGUUACAUCCACACAGCCAACAACACAGACAAAAACAACUGCUGUACCAGUCACUACCGUUGUGUCCACAACAGUGAGUGUAGAAUCAUCCACUGGGUCUGAGGUUACCACUCAGGGUCUUUCUUCAACAACAAAACCUCUCAAAGCUGAAACAACUCUUUCAACCAGCACACCAGCCAUCCCAUCCACUACUCUCAUUGUAGAGGAAGGAAGCACCACUGUCCAACCAUCUACAGAAUCAUCAGCUCCAAGUAUAGUCUCCACAACUUCAAAAUCAUCUACAGCUACUCAAACAACUGGACAACCAACCACAACUGAGACUGUAACUGAGAAUGAAUUGACCACAGCUCAGACACCUUUGUCCACCACUACCAGGCCACCAAAAGUGGGGACGACUGGCCUAACAAGCCAACCAACGACUACAGCAACAACCACUUUAGAAGAGGUAACAGUCACAUCAUCUGAAACAUCAACAUCUACAAGCACAGCCCUGCCAGUGUCACAAACUUCAUUGCCAGUCGUUACAUCCACACAGCCAACAACACAGACAAAAACAACUGCUGUACCAGUCACUACCGUUGUGUCCACAACAGUGAGUGUAGAAUCAUCCACUGGGUCUGAGGUUACCACUCAGGGUCUUUCUUCAACAACAAAACCUCUGAAAGCUGAAACAACUCUUUCAACCAGCACACCAGCCAUCCCAUCCACUACUCUCAUUGUAGAGGAAGGAAGCACCACUGUCCAACCAUCUACAGAAUCAUCAGCUCCAAGUAUAGUCUCUACAACUUCAAAAUCAUCUACAGCUACUCAAACAACUGGACAACCAACCACAACUGAGACUGUAACUGAGAAUGAAUUGACCACAGCUCAGACACCUUUGUCCACCACCACCAGGCCACCAAAAGUGGGGACGACUGGCCUAACAAGCCAACCAACGACUACAGCAACAACCACUUUAGAAGAGGUAACAGGCACAUCAUCUGAAACAUCAACAUCUACAAGCACAGCCCUGCCAGUGUCGCAAACUUCAUUGCCAGUCGUUACAUCCACACAGCCAACAACACAGACAAAAACAACUGCUGUACCAGUCACUACCGUUGUGUCCACAACAGUGAGUGUAAAAUCAUCCACUGGGUCUGAGGUUACCACUCAGGGUCUUUCUUCAACAACAAAACCUCUGAAAGCUGAAACAACUCUUUCAACCAGCACACCAGCCAUCCCAUCCACUACUCUCAUUGUAGAGGAAGGAAGCACCACUGUCCAACCAUCUACAGAAUCAUCAGCUCCAAGUAUAGUCUCUACAACUUCAAAAUCAUCUACAGCUACUCAAACAACUGGACAACCAACCACAACUGAGACUGUAACUGAGAAUGAAUUGACCACAGCUCAGACACCUUUGUCCACCACCACCAGGCCACCAAAAGUGGGGACGACUGGCCUAACAAGCCAACCAACGACUACAGCAACAACCACUUUAGAAGAGGUUACAGGCACAUCAUCUGAAACAUCAACAUCUACAAGCACAGCCCUGCCAGUGUCGCAAACUUCAUUGCCAGUCGUUACAUCCACACAGCCAACAACACAGACAAAAACAACUGCUGUACCAGUCACUACCGUUGUGUCCACAACAGUGAGUGUAGAAUCAUCCACUGGGUCUGAGGUUACCACUCAGGGUCUUUCUUCAACAACAAAACCUCUCAAAGCUGAAACAACUCUUUCAACCACCACACCAGCCAUCCCAUCCACUACUCUCAUUGUAGAGGAAGGAAGCACCACUGUCCAACCAUCUACAGAAUCAUCAGCUCCAAGUGUAGUCUCCACAACUUCAAAAUCAUCUACAGCUACUCAAACAACUGGACAACCAACCACAACUGAGACUGUAACUGAGAAUGAAUUGACCACAGCUCAGACACCUUUGUCCACCACCACCAGGCCACCAAAAGUGGGGACGACUGGCCUAACAAGCCAACCAACGACUACAGCAACAACCACUUUAGAAGAGGUUACAGGCACAUCAUCUGAAACAUCAACAUCUACAAGCACAGCCCUGCCAGUGUCGCAAACUUCAUUGCCAGUCGUUACAUCCACACAGCCAACAACACAGACAAAAACAACUGCUGUACCAGUCACUACCGUUGUGUCCACAACAGUGAGUGUAGAAUCAUCCACUGGGUCUGAGGUUACCACUCAGGGUCUUUCUUCAACAACAAAACCUCUCAAAGCUGAAACAACUCUUUCAACCACCACACCAGCCAUCCCAUCCACUACUCUCAUUGUAGAGGAAGGAAGCACCACUGUCCAACCAUCUACAGAAUCAUCAGCUCCAAGUGUAGUCUCCACAACUUCAAAAUCAUCUACAGCUACUCAAACAACUGGACAACCAACCACAACUGAGACUGUAACUGACAAUGAAUUGACCACAGCUCAGACACCUUUGUCCACCACCACCAGGCCACCAAAAGUGGGGACGACUGGCCUAACAAGCCAACCAACGACUACAGCAACAACCACUUUAGAAGUGGAAACAUCAUUCGAAACAACUAAAACAGUGUAUAUUCCAACCAUUUCACCAAUUUCAACACAAAAUGUUUUCCACUCAUCCACAUCCAUGAAGACCUCAAUUGCUCCCUUUACACAAACAUUACCAUUAUUUACUAACACCCUUCCAGUGCCUACAACGUCCUCUUCAUUCUCAACCACUUCUGUUGCUUGUUGUUUUGUCAAUGGCACACAUUUUCAAUCAGGUGACAUCAUUUACAAUGUUACUGAUGGCUUUGGUUGGUGCUUCACUGCAUACUGUAAUGCAGCUUGUGAUAUUGUGAAGAUUUCAACAUCAUGUGAAACCUCCCCAUCACCAUCCAUUCCUCCUGAAACAACCACAUAUUCAAGUUCAACAACCAUAAGUUCCCCAGAAACAACACAGCCUGCCACAACUAAUACAGACACAGAAGUAACAACUACAACCUAUGGGCCUAAGUGUGAUGCACUUGAUCCACCAAGACAGCCCAAUGAUAGUUGGCAGAGUGGAUGUCAAAUGUGUGAGUGUGAGAGUGAAACACUGACGGUCCGUUGCCAGCCUGUAACUUGUCCUGUUUCACCACCUGUUACUUGCGAUAAGCCUGGACAAGUGCUUGUAAACACAACAAUUGACUGCUGUGAGAUCCAUGAGUGCAGUUGUGAUGUGAACCUGUGCCCUAUUCCCGCAAUACAAUGUCCACUGGGCUUUAUACCAUCCUUCAGUGUGUCUCCAGAUAACUGCUGUCCAGAUUAUAAUUGCUCACCCAUGGAAGUCUGUGUCCAUAAUACCACAGUGUAUCAGCCUGGCUCACCUAUACCAAGCGAUGACCCUUGUACGCUUUGUCAGUGUGGUUGGAACGUAGAUCCUGAAACAAAACUUCUUGCUCCAAAGUGUGUGAAAGCUGACUGCAACGAUAACUGUCCAGAGGGUUACGAGUACCAACUCAUUCCUGGUCAGUGCUGUGGAGAGUGUGUUAGCACCGAUUGUGUUGUUAUGCAUGACAACAUCACAGUUACCGUUUCAGUAGACCAGAUAUGGCAACCAUCUAAUGACAAAUGUGUGAAAUACAAGUGUGAGAGAGUCAAUGGUAACUCAGUGACAGUUGAGAUUAAGACCACUUGCCCUGCCUUUAACCCUGAGAAUUGUAUCCCUGGAACAGAGACAAUAGAUGCAGAUGGCUGCUGUCAAACCUGUACACUGGACAACAAGUGUAAUGUCCAGAAGAACAGCACCUUCAUGGUCAGUAAUGGCUGCAUAAGCAGCACACCUGUGGAAAUAACCUCUUGCUCAGGCAUGUGUGAAACCUCAUCAAUAUACUCUGCAGAAGCGAACGCUCUUGUGCACUCAUGCUCGUGCUGUCAAGAAAUGACAACCACCAAGAAGCAAGUGACUCUGACUUGCCCAAAUGGGUCAAAUAUCAGCCACACUUACAUUUACAUUCAGUCUUGUGGCUGCAAGGCCUCUGAUUGCUCUGGUCAAUCGACUUCCUUAAGGAGACGCCGAAGGAGAUUGUGA